AUGGCGGACUUGUCCAGAAUCCGCCGGAGCUCUUCUUCCAGUUCCACCAGUUCUAGCGAUCUCUCUGUUAGUGUCCAGCGUGAAGUAAGUGUUGGAAGCGGAAGAACUAGUAAGGAAGUGGAUGGUGUUACAGAUGUUGGCACUGGACUUUCAGUUGAUAAUGGGGGCAUUGGUUCUUCAGGCAAUUCUAGCAAGGGUUUGUCUAAGAUGAACACCUUGCCAGCAGAAACAUCCCAUGCAGACAAGUUAGAUUCAAGUGCAGAUCAAAUUAAGUUGGAAAGAUCAAAAACUGAGAGACAGAGACAUCUGCGGCCUAAAGAUGCAGCUCAGAUUUUUGAUAACAAAAUUGCUGUUAAGGAGAAGCUUAAAUUGUUGAACAGGAUAGCAGCUGUAAAAGAUGACGGAACUGUAGAAUUUGAAAUUCCAGGAGAUGCAGAGCCUGAAGCUCUUGGCGCUCAAUUACGUGUAAAUAAUGUUGUUGAUGAUCAUCAACUUGAAGCAUCAGACCUUCAAUACAUACCCCCAUUACAGAUAGUAAUGCUUAUUGUUGGGACACGUGGAGAUGUACAACCUUUUGUUGCAAUAGGCAAGCGGUUGCAGGACUAUGGUCAUCGUGUAAGAUUAGCAACUCAUUCAAAUUUUAAGGAAUUUGUCUUGACAGCUGGGCUGGAAUUUUAUCCUUUAGGCGGUGAUCCGAAAAUCCUUGCCGGCUAUAUGGUAAAAAAUAAGGGCUUCCUGCCUUCAGGACCUUCCGAGAUACGUAUUCAACGGAAGCAAAUCAAAAAUAUAAUCUACUCUUUGCUUCCAGCUUGUAAAGAACCUGAUAUGGAUUCUGGCAUUCCUUUCAAAGCUGAUGCAAUUAUCGCCAAUCCCCCAGCAUAUGGUCAUACCCAUGUGGCAGAGGCACUGAAAAUACCAAUACAUAUUUUUUUUACAAUGCCAUGGACGCCUACCAGUGAAUUUCCACAUCCUUUGUCUCGUGUAAAGCAACCAGCAGGAUAUAGGCUUUCAUAUCAAAUUGUUGACUCAUUCAUUUGGCUGGGAAUACGAGACAUGAUCAAUGAUCUUAGGAAGAAAAAGUUGAAGCUGCGGCCAGUCACAUAUUUAAGUGAUGCCCAGGGCUCUGAUAAUGAUGUGCCGCAUGCAUAUAUAUGGAGCCCUCACCUUGUUCCUAAACCAAAAGACUGGGGUCCAAAAAUUGACGUUGUUGGGUUUUGCUUCCUUGAUCUUGCAUCAAACUAUCAACCCCCAGAGUCACUCGUGAAGUGGCUUGAAGAGGGUAACAAGCCUAUUUACAUUGGAUUUGGUAGCCUGCCUGUUCAAAAACCAGAAAAAAUGACUCAAAUCAUUGUAGAAGCAUUAGAAAAAACUGGACAGAGGGGCAUCAUCAAUAAAGGAUGGGGAGGUCUUGGAAAUUUGGCAGAACCAAAAGACUCUAUAUACUUAUUGGAUAAUUGCCCUCAUGACUGGCUAUUCUUACGCUGCAAGGCUGUGGUACAUCAUGGAGGUGCAGGAACUACGGCUGCUGGGCUAAAGGCUGCAUGCCCGACAACCGUAGUUCCAUUCUUUGGUGAUCAACCAUUUUGGGGAGAACGAGUUCAUGCCAAAGGAGUUGGUCCAGAACCCAUCCCAGUUGAUGAGUUUUCUCUGACUAAGUUGGUUGACGCAAUAAAUUUUAUGCUAGAUUCCAAGGUAAAGGAUCGUGCACUUGAACUAGCAAAGGCCAUAGAAAACGAGGAUGGCGUGGAAGGAGCGGUGAAAGCAUUCUUUAAGCAUCUUCCUCGGAAGAAACCAGAGUCUGAUGCCGAACCCAAGCCAUCAAGUUUGUUCUCUAUACGUAGAUGUUUUGGUUGUUCCUGGUUUUGAUCAAGCAAGUUGUGCAGUUCCCACCUCGUCAUCUAUAAUUUGAAUUACAGUAUAUAGUUUCUGAG
Messenger RNA from Neltuma alba, 1931 nucleotides. Its product is annotated as sterol 3-beta-glucosyltransferase UGT80A2-like. Lineage: Eukaryota; Viridiplantae; Streptophyta; Magnoliopsida; Fabales; Fabaceae. The coding region runs from base 1 to 1866 and encodes 621 amino acids. The transcript has 14 exons. Gene Ontology annotation, molecular function: UDP-glycosyltransferase activity; hexosyltransferase activity. The record is from RefSeq and is a predicted model, not a curated record. Gene Ontology annotation, biological process: carbohydrate metabolic process.